GGCGAGUCGAAGAGCGCGAAACAGUUUCUCUCGGAAGGGCGAACACCUCGUAGUCGGAGUGGUAGGCAGAACUCGACGAUGGCCGGCGGCGGGAAAUCGAAGAAGGCCAACAACACCGGCGCCGACUCCAUGGGCAAGAGGAGGAAGCAGUACCUCCCUCACAAUAAACCGGUGAAGAAGAAGGGGUAUCCGCUGCGUCCGGGAGUUCAGGGAUUCUUCAUCACCUGCGACGGUGGCCGAGAGCGCCAAGCGGCUCGUGAAGCCAUCAAUGUCGUCGACUCGUUUUAUGAAGAGCUAGUCCAUGGAGACGACGCAGAGAGAAAAUCUGCAGAACUGUCAGCUCAGCCCGCAAAUAAGAAAAUCAAGUUCACCUAUUCCGAAUCUUCUAGUGGCGAAGAUGAUGAGGAGGACAGCAGCGAACAGGAGGAUGGGGAUGAGGAAGAUGGUGAGGAGGGAAAAGAAGAAGAAAGCAAGUCUGGUGCUUGCCCGGAAAAGGAUGCUGAUUCUGAAAGUCUGAAAAAUGAAGCGACAGAUGCCCAGAAGAAAGAUGAAGCAAAAGGUCGGGAACAAGCGGAAGAGGCAGCUGCCGAUGUUGAUAAGAAUGGCAAAGUUUCCGAGGACCGAUCGAAUGAAGCUGGGGAGCCCCCAGCGAAGAAACAGUGCCUUGAGAAGGACUCGUCGAAGGCUGCAGUUGCUGAUAGAAAAGAGGAGAAGUCCGUGGAUAAGCUGAUUGAAGCUGAACUUGAAGAACUUGCUGACAAGAACAAGAGGCGUUUUGUCAGUCUUGAUUCGGGCUGUAAUGGCGUUGUAUUUGUCCAAAUGCGGAGGCGUGGUGGAGAUCCUGGGCCUAGAGAAAUCGUGCAACGCAUGAUGACUACUGCAGCCUCCACUAGAAAACACAUGUCAAGGUUUAUCCUAAGAGUGUUACCAAUUGAAGUAUCAUGCUAUGCUUCAGAAGAGGAAAUCUCGAGAGCGAUCAAGCCCCUCGUGGAGCAAUAUUUUCCCAUCGAAGCUGAAAACCCACAAAAGUUUGCAGUGUUAUAUGAUGCACGAGCAAAUAGCGGUAUUGACAGGAUGAAGAUCAUAAACUCGGUCGCAAAAUCCAUCCCAGGACCUCACAAAGUUGAUCUUAACAAGCCCGACAAGUCCAUUGUCGUUCAAAUUGUCAAGACAGUGUGCUUGAUUGGGGUUGUCGAGAAGUACAAGGAAUUGGCCAAGUUCAACCUCAGGCAGCUCACAUCACCUAAGUCCUAGUUGGCCUCCAUCAUUAUGCAUAAGUUGCUGUACUUUUCCCUUUUCAAUGUCAUAAUAAAUUAUAUUCCGUUCGUGUUACUAGAGAAAGAGUAUAAAUUUACGCCAGAGCUUCUUUGAGUCCC
Molecule: messenger RNA, 1376 nt
Organism: Punica granatum (pomegranate)
Lineage: Eukaryota; Viridiplantae; Streptophyta; Magnoliopsida; Myrtales; Lythraceae
Source: RefSeq, a predicted model, not a curated record